Geodia barretti is the source of this 1671-nucleotide messenger RNA. NCBI's taxonomy places the organism in Eukaryota, Metazoa, Porifera, Demospongiae, Tetractinellida, Geodiidae. The record is from the annotation of a GenBank genome assembly.
AUGCUGCCGGAGCAGGUCCGCAACCUGCGGCGUCAAUGGGGACUGAAGCCGGUGUACAAAACGGUGGAUACUUGCGCCGCAGAAUUCGAGGCUGUCACUCCCUACUUUUACAGCACCUAUGACCAGGAAAACGAAGCUCUUCCACUGCCGGGCAAGAAGGCGGUGGUCAUCGGCAGCGGGCCCAUAAGAAUCGGCCAAGGGAUAGAGUUCGACUAUUGCAGCGUCCACGCAGCCCGCGCACUGUCCGAGUCGGGCGUCCGCAGUAUCAUGAUCAACUCCAACCCCGAGACGGUUUCCACCGAUUUCGACUCCAGCGACCGGCUUUACUUUGAGCCUCUGGACGAAGAGGCGGUGCGCGACAUUGUGGAGAACGAGAUGGUGGACGACCAGGCUCCGCCGUCGCUGGUGCAAUUUCGGCGGCCAGACCGCCAUCAACCUUUCCCAAUCUCUGGCGAUGGCGGGGCUGCCCAUCCUGGGGUCCAGCGCCGCAUUCCACAACCGCCAGGCGCCGCCGUCACCUCUGUGAGCGAGGCGCUUCAGGUGGCCCAGAACAUUGGUUACCCCGCUGUGGUGCGGCCCAGCUACGUGCUUGGCGGACGGGCUAUGGAAAUUGUCCAGAAUGCGUCGGAGCUCAUACGCUAUUUGACCGCCGCCGCCGCGCUGGCCCCCGAUCAACCGGUGCUCAUCGACCGUUACAUGGAAGGAAAGGAGUGCGAGGUCGACGCUAUAUGCGACGGCGAGCAGGUCUUGAUUCCCGGCGUCAUGGAGCACAUCGAGCGGGCCGGCGUCCAUAGCGGUGAUUCGAUGGCGAUCUAUCCGGGGCUGAACCUGACGUCAGAAGAGGUCGACACCAUCGUCGACUAUACCACCAGGAUAGGGCUGGCGUUGGAAGUGCGCGGGUUGAUGAACAUCCAGUUCGUAAUUCUGGGAGGGCCUCCGUACCGCAGCCCCAACCUCCCAACGGGCGCCGCAGACGCUACGUCGGUCUAUGUUCUUGAGGUUACCGGAGUUCCCGCAGCCGCCAUCGCCACGCGGGUUAUGCUGGGGCAAACCUUGGCCGAUCAAGGCUAUAAAGGGGGGCUUUGGCCUCGCCAGAACCUGGUAGGAAUAAAAGCUCCGGUCUUUUCCAUGGGCAAGUUGGUGGGAGUUGACUGGCAUUUGGGGCCGGAGAUGCUUUCUACCGGAGAGGUGAUGGGCAUUGACCUGGACUUCCCCAACGCUUUGUCGAAAGCGCUCUUGGCUGCCAACAUGAAUCUGCGCCGGAAAACGGGUGUCCUGCUCAGCAUCGCCGACCAGGACAAGGCCGAAGCGGUGGUGCUGGUUCGGGCAUUGGGAGAAUCGGGAUGCCCGCUCUAUGCCACCGAAGGCACCGCCGCUAUGAUUGCCGCCAUGGGCAUUCCCGUGACGAUGGCCACCAAGAAAAUCGGUGAAGGUCACCCGAACGUGGUGGAUGUGGUCAACGACGGCAGCGUGGGAGCGGUGAUAAACACUUUGUCGGGAGACACGUCAGUCCUGCAGGACGGGUUCUUCAUACGCCGGGCCGCAGUCGAACGGCAAAUUCCCUGCUUUACUUCCUUGGACACGGCACGGGCGGCGGUGGAGAGCCUGCUGGGCGAACGCGGCAACUACAACGUCAGGCGCACCGAAGAGUACCGAACGGGUGGUUUUUAG